Messenger RNA from Corvus hawaiiensis (hawaiian crow), 2337 nucleotides. RefSeq names its product ubiquitin conjugating enzyme E2 G2 (gene UBE2G2). Gene Ontology annotation, cellular component: cytosol; endoplasmic reticulum. NCBI's taxonomy places the organism in Eukaryota, Metazoa, Chordata, Aves, Passeriformes, Corvidae. The coding region runs from base 42 to 539 and encodes 165 amino acids. The record is from RefSeq and is a predicted model, not a curated record. The transcript has 6 exons.
CGCUCUGGCCGCGCACCCGGAAGCGGCGGCGGGGCCGCGCCAUGGCGGGGACGGCGCUGAAGCGGCUCAUGGCCGAGUACAAGCAGCUGACCCUGAACCCACCAGAAGGGAUUGUGGCAGGUCCCAUGAAUGAAGAGAACUUCUUCGAAUGGGAAGCCCUGAUCAUGGGUCCUGAAGACACCUGUUUCGAGUAUGGGGUUUUCCCUGCUAUCCUGAGUUUUCCACUCGACUACCCGUUGAGUCCUCCGAAGAUGAGGUUCACGUGCGAGAUGUUCCAUCCCAACAUUUACCCAGAUGGGAGAGUCUGCAUCUCUAUCCUUCAUGCUCCUGGGGACGAUCCCAUGGGAUAUGAGAGCAGUGCAGAGCGGUGGAGUCCCGUGCAGAGUGUGGAGAAGAUCCUCUUGUCUGUCGUUAGCAUGCUGGCAGAGCCAAAUGAUGAAAGUGGAGCCAAUGUAGACGCCUCCAAGAUGUGGCGGGAAGACAGAGAACAAUUUAACAAAAUUGCCAAGCAGAUUGUGCAGAAGUCACUUGGACUUUAAGCUCACAGAGAGACUGAAGUGUUUUAUAUUUCUCUCCAUCUGGAAACGAGCAGUGCUCAGUGCUGGUACCAAAAAGGAAAACUUUGUAAAACUAUUGGCCUAGUUCUUAUAAUUUGUUAUUUAUUUACCAUCUCUUUUUUCCCACUGCUCCGGAGAAGCCUCUAGUUCACUCACUAAAUUAUGUGGGAAAUGGAUUUGAUGGUAGAGAAAAAUACAGAGACGAUGCUGUUUCAAAGGCUGCUUGUUGCUGCCUUACUUUGUGGUGCAGAAAGCCUGGAGACUUGGCAAUCUGCAGCCCUCCCUCACCCAUGUCCUGUGGGAGAGCAGUGCUGGUUUGGAUCAUCUGCUGGAAGAAUUAGUUGUGGUUUUAUAGAUAGCAUUGCAUCUGGAGCAGCAGUAGACAGGAAAAAAAUCUCUCCAUUCUAUGAUAUUUGUUAGGUUAAGGGCAGCAGUUGCAAUCAGAUCUGAAGAGUAUAGUUAGCAGGAGAGGCUAUAAAGCAGGGUUGUAGUCAGGGUGUGUUAGCAAAGAAAGGAACUUUGGGGAGUGAGCUGUGAGGACUGGCUGGGGGUCUGGAAUGGGCUGGUGUCACCCUGUACCACUAUGAGUUUGUACUGAGCCUUUGAGUCAGUGUUGGCUUGGCAGAAAUCCCAAGAGCUGCUUUAUUACUCCUUGAAGACACUGAGUUGUAAACUUUACACUCGGAGGCACAAGGUGUAAAGGUUGGAUUGUUAAACACUUUGGUCCAAGUUCACCUGGGCCAGGUAGGUCAUUGGCAGUUGGAAAAUCCAGUGAGCAUGUGUUUGCUGGAUAACUCAUAACUCUGCAGGAAUAUCGGCUCGCUCUGGUGACACACGAGUGCUGGGAAGAUUUGGCACUGCUUUGCCAUUACAGCCUCGCCACCCAUUUUCAGGUGACCGAGCCAAGAUGAGCAUGAUGGACAUACAAAAAUUACCUGUGCCACUCUUGUGUAUCAAAUAGGAGCCAGAGGAGACGGGCUGUUUGCUCGAGGAUGGUACGACGUGUGUUUUGGACUGCAGUGUUGUAGCCAGUGUGAAGGGUGCAGGAAAUACCAGCUGGUCCCUUCCUAAAACUGCUGAGGGGCCUCUGCUGACCUUGCCGCUGUGCAAGCCAAUCUCAUGUAUAGGUCCAAACUUCUCCAGUUUACUACAAGCAAUAACAUGCCCAUUUAUAGCACACGGAAUCCAAUUUUGUUGGCAGCUUUAAACGGGCUAAAUUUGACAAGGGCUGUUUUUUGUUUUUAAAUGUGAAAGAAGCGUGUGACGUGGAAGGAGUCACACCAUGAAGAAGGCUGUACACAGGUGAUCAUGUGCAUGUGUGUGGUACAACUGUUGAGCAUUUCUGUCUUGCUGUCUGUGCUGCAGAUCACGCUUUGCCAUCGUUCUGCCCCUCUGAAGAGUUGUAUUGCUACAACCUGCUGAUUUUACCUCCUUGUAGAAAUAAUUGUGGCUUUGAUGUAAGGGUGGGAGUGGGACUGGACAUAGCUUGGGAGCAGAGAUGAUGAAAUAGUGUUGUACCUAACUAGUAUUUCAAGGCAUACAGGAAAAUGUAGCACUUUACGAACACUGGGAGUGUUUUUUGAGUUGGAGGAGAGGGAGGAUUGCUCCUGGAGUGCUGCAGCCAGAGAGCUGCAAGAACCCCUGCAGAAACACACACAUGGCAAAAGUGGGGUUUGCUUAAGUGCAGAGUGUUUUAUUCAUGUGUGCUUGCUCAUUAUCUUGAUUUUAUGGUGGGAUUUAGUCUGUAUACUGAAAAUAAAGUGAUUCUAUUUUCUCCUUU